GCGGCGGGGGCGGCUGCCGUCGGCGGCACCGCGGGGACCGCGGGCACCGGGGCUGGGGAGCUGCCCCGGGACGGUCAAGGCGAUGAGCAACCCCGCACUGCCGCGCGUAGGUUUAUCUAUGAUAUUCACAUAAAUCGAGGGGGAACUCCGUCUGCGAGCCGGGCACAUUCGCUUUCCUUUCUGUCCCGGUCUUGACAUGAAGUAGAUCAGUUGCUAAACUGUUGCCUAACCAAAUCAGGCGUGACACAACAGCAAACUUGUUUCAGAGAAGGAGUUUCCUCUUGGAAAUCAAUUUUCCUGCUAAUAACAGCAUUUGAGAAGCUGGAAGGCAGCAGAAAAUGGUUCGAGAGCGAUGUGGGAUGUCAGAAAGCUUAAGGUCAACUAGCGUGCACAGAGGUUGUGAACUGUAAUUGCUCUUAAUGCUGUUUAAGAUUAACCUCAGUGGUUAUCAGGGUUUAUUGCAUCAGCACCAGAGGAAAAGGAAUUCAUAUGAAGAAAUAAACCCAAGAGGCACAGCCAACCAUCUGCAGUUAAGCAAAAAAAGAAAAGACUGAAAGUAGUCAAUUUUAUUAUUAUUAUUAAACAAGAAUACCCUUAAAUAGUAGAAAUGCACAGCUAGGAAGUAUGUCUCAAUUUAAAAAUAUUGGCAGAUGAGAUGCAAAAGCCCACUGUAGAUGGAAAGAAUCAUCAGCAGAAGAACAAACAAGUAGCAAAGGGAGAAUGAAUUAAUAAAGUUGCUUGAAUCUACCUGAAUUGGGAGGGUACCAUGCAUAGAAAAACUGUUCUCUUUCGAGAAUUCCAAAACUGAGGAUAAAGUAAUGAAGCAUUAACUCACCGUGGGAACAGGUUGUACUCUUACAGUGCAGGUCUGCACUGCACAGUAAUGUUCAGCACCUUCAAUGUCAGUAACUUCAGGAGUACUGAAAGCAGCCUGGAGCACAGGUCCAUGUGUUUGGUCUAACAAAGUAAACACAGCUUGUAUCAGAAAGGCCACGAUAUAAUCACAUUUUAAGGCUUGAUAUUGUUAUUCCUACUGGUUCCCCAGCCCUUACAAAUCCAGAAAAAAUGAGAUAGUGCUCCUGAUGGCUUAUAGACAGAGGUACAAUUUGUACUAAAAUUGAGAAAAGGAAGGACAACUUGUUGCAUUCUUUACAAUAGUCAAAUCUAAUUUUUCUUCUUCUAAAACAUUCCUAAAAGCAGAUUGGUUCCUCAGAAUCUGGAAAACAUCUACCUUGCUGUUAUGAAAAGGGAAUCUAUUCAGUUUACUGAAGAGUUUUGACAGAAGGCUGACUACUUCUGUUAUUUGUGUCGUGGUGGCUCCUUGCAAUCCCAGUGGUAGACUGGAAGCCUACCCUACCAAGUCCUGCCCUACGGAAGAGCCCCAGGAAAGCAAACCAGCAGCAAACAGCUCUGCAAAAUGGGACUCAGCUCACAGCAGAAAUCCUUUCACAAGCCUCAGCCCCCUGGUAGGCCUUCCCUUCCCUAAAGUCUGAGCAAUUAGAGGUACCUUUCAGGAUGUUUGGGAGGUCAGUGAGCUGUUUGGGCAGCAGAGCAGCAAGUUUCUACAGUCAAGGACAUUUUCUCCUGCUCUGGGCACCCUACCACCCCUCUUUUUCACACUAGUAACUGAUGGAUGAGAGGGCCUGAAGCCAUUAUAGCAGGGUUUUGUUGGUGCUCAUGGUACACUUAGCACUAACUAGUAGAAAUCCACAAUUAACACAAUUUCUCAGGCACAAACAUUCUUGGUUUCCUCUGGUGCUGCUGCUGACCUUAAUUAAAAGUUCACCUAAACUGUAAAAUAAUUGAAUAAACCACCAGAGCUCAAAAAUUAUUCACUCAACUAAUUAUUUUGUAGGCUGGAGAAACAGUUUUACUGUUAAUUUAAGACUCCUGGUUGGAUUAAAUUAUACAUAAUUAACUUCGUUGAAUGAAGCCAUCAUCAGCAUUCAAGGAGACAGAUUCAGUGAAAAUAGCUGAAAUUUUUCCUAGCAGUGAGGGGUUCAGUGUCAUCCAGAAUUAGCCUGUUUAAAUUAGCUGAAUGGUUGAAUGUUGGUAAAUGGUAAAUAAUACUGUGAGGACUUCAUCUGGAAAUUAUAGGGCCAUUUCUGACUUGUUGGAAAAGCGCAACUGCUAGCCUUCUGAGAUUAUAGGAUUAAAUUGUAUCACUACUUUAAAUGUGACUCAUGAGCAGGGGCUUUCUGAAGAGAAUUACAUAAAUUUCCCAAGGUCUUUCUGAAUAACAAAUUUUUCCAAAUAAUUUCCCCAUCUUUAAUAACUGUGGGUGAAAUCCUGGCUCCAUUGAGGUCAACAGAAAAAGUUCUCUUGAUUGCAGUGGAGUCAGGAUUUCACCCCCAGACUCUGGGAAAUGUUCAGCUCUUUUGUGGUGACUGGGUGAGGAAGAAAUGAGGAAGAUUGCAGCUGGACAUGGCAUUUUCUACCAACUGGCAAUUCACUGUCCUCAGAUUUUUAUAUUUACCUCACUUAACGAUGAACCAGAUUCUAUUCUCAUUUGCACCAGUGUGGAUUUACAGUGUAUUUUUAGAUAUCUCUGGGCAAAAUCUAUCUUCUUCACAUGACCCCAAACAUUUCUUGCUGUGUUGCUGAAGUAACGUACAGGGAACUGUGCAGUUCUGGGUUGACCAUGUGGAAAUUUAGCUUACCCACAGUGCUACCCCAAGGCAACUAUUUGCUUACCUGAACUAAGUUAAUUAUAAUUGACUUUGCUAUAAUUAUUAUAGUUCUAGACUGGAGUAGAUAACACAUACUGUAAUUAUCCAUACAGCUAUUAAAAACAAAAAAACCAAACCCCAACCAAAACCUACACACCAAAGAAAGCUGGAAAACCAACAUAGUAAAAUCCAAUUUAACACAAGUUGCUUUAUGAACAAGGAAACUACUAAAAACUGUUUUCCUAUGGAUUUGCAGCUUUUGUCCAUUGAACCACCCAUGAAAGGUGCUCAGUUUUCUUCCAGACCUCUUAUCUCACCUCUGCUGGGUGAGAGAUGGAUUGUGACAUGCAGAGAUGUGUGCAUCAGCUAGCCCACCGUGUUUGAAUGACUGACUGCUGAGUUAUGUCUCUUUCCCCCUCAGUGGGGUCACCAAUUUUCACAAAGCACGUAGGGGACCUCUCUCCCUCCAAAACUGGCUAAAAAAUAAGAGUGACUAAAAAGAGGAAAGUAGAGAGCACUCUUGGGUAAGUUUGUUUCUUAGGAAACCUACUAGAGUUGAGGUUUCUCCAUGGGUUUACAUUUGCAUAAUUCCCCCGAAGUCUCUUCAAUCACACUGUUUUAUAUCAGCAAAAGAUUCGGCCAUAAAUAUUUAAGAAUUUCAAGACUCCCAUAGAGGGCACAUGAGGACAGUUUCGAAUUUUACAAGAGCAAAGGACUGAAACAAACUGUUUCACAUUUUUCAUGAGUCAAUCCCUCCAACUCAGUCUGUGCUUUGGGGCUCCAGAGCAUGUAUAGACUCUUACUUCUGUGCCAGCUCUUAUCAUUAACCAUUUUUCAGGAGUUUAGAGCCAUAUCUACAACUGUAUGUAAGACUGAGUGUGAUAAUUUUGUGACAGAUCAUGUCGUGAUUAGCAAACUUCAGCUCCUAGUAGAACUCGUUGAGCUUUACCUGAAUGUAGCCAAGAUAAAGGUAUGCUCUGUCCAUUUGAAGCUGGAAUUUGUGGUGGUAUAGCUCUGAGGAUGAAGAUACUCUUACUUUCUGUCUGUGCCUUAAAUAAUAAUACUACUUUUUUGCUUUCUGAUUUUUGUUCUUAUUUUCUUUCUCUUCCUAUUCACUCGAUUAUCAUUUGCCACACAUUACCAAUUUAAAGCUUAACAGUAUACAUACUUACACAGUUUUUUUGAAUAUUAAGUUUCAGAAAGACCUAGAAAUUGUCUCAUGCUGAUGUUGUUCUUACUUUUAAAUACUAACUUUGAGUUAACUUGAAGUUUUCACUAGUGACCAAAUACUUAACUGCUUGUCUCUAGUGAGAGAUUGGGGUACAUGGAGAAGGGGGACUGAAGCAAUGUAAGAACUACAGUAUUAUUCACAGUAUGAAAUUUACCUCUAAGAGAUAUUUGCCUUUCUAAAGUUGUUGAAAGACUAUUAUUAUUAUCUCUUUUUAUCUUUCAGCAAAAUGAUGGUCCAACACUCAGGCCAGGUAUCUGCAUUAGAAGUCAGCGCCUCCGCAAUUGUUCCCACUUUGUCCCCUGCAGGGUCACUGGGGUUUGAUGAUUUCACAAAUUUAACCCCACUGGUGAAAGAGGAACUGAGGUUUGCUAUUCAGAAUAAGCGUCAGUUCCACAGGAUGUCUUCUUCAUUGGACGCGGUGGCGGUUUCUGAAAGGCCAGUUGAAACAGCAAUGAUGAAAACAGAGUUUUCUCCUGAAGAGGAUGAAAGAAAGAAGAGAAGAAGGGAAAGGAACAAAAUUGCUGCGGCAAAGUGCCGAAACAAAAAGAAGGAAAAAACAGAAUGUUUGCAAAAAGAAUCAGAAAAGCUGGAAACUAUCAAUGCGGAAUUAAAAGCCCAGAUCGAAGAGCUGAAGAAUGAGAAGCAGCAUUUGAUAUACAUGCUAAAUCUUCACAGGCCUACUUGUAUAGUUCGUGCACAAAACGGAAGGACACCUGAAGAUGAAAGAAAUCUUUUUAUUCAACAGAUCAAAGAAGGCACAUUACAAGGUUAAGUGAUAUGGCAAACAUGGAAAUAUUUAUAGUGUUUUUAACAACUACCAGAAUCCAUGGAGGAUCUGACAUAAUGUGUAGGAUUCUAUUAGUCAAGAGCCUUUAGGAAGGGCAGGUUGCUUUCUUAAGCGGAAAGAAUCAUUUUGGCUUGACAGCGAUUCUUCCCCUUGGAAGAUCUGGUCUCAAUCAAAUUGAAGAGCCUUCUGCCUCAAAUAUAGGUUUUUGCACCUGUCAUACUUGCUAUUCCUAGGAGCUACAGACAACAGCUUCAGAAGUUUUAGCUCUCUGCUAGUAUACAGUAUCUGCACUCACGACGUUUGUGCUAGAACACUAUGACUUCCAGUGAUGCACAUGGGACAGACAGCUGUGCUGGAUGGACACUACUUUUCCUUGUUGCUGAUAGGGAAAGAAGACUGAGUAUUUUUGAAGUUUCCAGGAGGAUGGUUUCUGGCAGAAUGUACUGAUGCAUAAUGUUGCAUUUUAACCUAACACAUACACACACACACACACACAAAACCCCCCUUUAGUUCCAACUAAGCUUUGUCAGUUUUCUCACAACACUUGUGUGGGUUUUUUCUAUGACUCAUCUCAGUGACUGAAAUUGAAGAGCCUUGUAGGUGUGACAAAGAAAUGUUUCUUGCAAAACAUCUAUGUGACCUAGCUUGUAUUUUAUGAGUUAUCACCUCACCUACUAUCCUUUGGGGACUACAAUUUUUCUUUGAUGGCUAAAGAGCAGCUUGUACUAUCAUUUAGUGACUCGGUGAAUUGAACCCACUGGAAAGAGGAAACUAACUGUCGAGGAGUAUUGAUAGAGGUUUUGCUGAAGUAAAGAACUGCAGGACUGAAUCCCAGGCUUGUGAACCUUGAAAAGGUUGGGUUUUUUUUUUUUUAAAUUUAUCUAGAAUCUAAUCCUACAAGCCUUAAUUCAUACUAUUAAGCCUCAUUCACAAAAGAGGUUCCAUGGAUUUCAGAGCUCAUGCAGAUAGCUCUUACAGGCAUAAGAGCUUGACAAAGCUUUUUCCAUCCUGGCCAAGAUUUCUUCCUUUUGCCAGGUGAUUCAGAGGGAAAAAUUAUGAUUGCAGCUACUUUUAUUUUACAUUUGAGUGGCAACUACAGUCAAUCAAAAAUGUUACUUAGAAUCUAAAGGAGGCAGGAGUUUUGAUGUAGUGAAUGAUUGUUUUUAUUUUUUAUUAAAUACUAACCUUGGAUGUUUUUGAACUGGUAGAAGAGCUGCUGGACAAAACAGUUGGAGUUAUGAGUGUUUAAAUUCUGAUGUUUCUGUGAAAUUCUCAGAUUGUUUAUUUCUAUAAAAUAUAUCCUUACAACUUUUUGUAAAAGAAAAUAUUAUUCUUAUUUAUCACUAAUAUCUUAAUGAGUAGAGUUAAUAAAUACUGCGAGCAAGAGAAAACUGAAAACACAAGUGUUGUGCUGUCUUUUUACCUUUGGUGUUUAAUAUUAUAUAUUCCUAAACUUCAUCAGUUGUAUUUGAGACACUGCUACUUAGAACACUUAUUCUUCAUCUUUUUUGAAGAUGAGGCACUGAGUAUCUUGAAUGAUUGGGUGCAGACGUUAUACCUUCCAAAAUUCUGUAUCUCCAUCAGUGAUGUCUAACCAUUCGAUGUCACAAUUUAAACAAAGCAGAAUACAAACGGAGCUUACUGUACAUAAUAUUUUACACCAGUUAUGCAGUGUUGAAAUUGUGUGUUUGUUCUAAAGGCUAAACUUAAAGAUACCUCAGCCAUAAGGUUCUUACCCUGCAAAUUUCUCAUGAGUCUGUCACAUAUUGUACCUGAUCCUUAUAUGAUCAUUAUAUUCUGCAACAGAACUUCUUAGUACCUUUUCCUAAGAUCUGGAUAUAUUGUAAUGUCCUAUAUCACAUUUUAAAGAUAUGUACUUCAUGUAUCUGAAAAGUGAAUGUAUUACAAAGAUGACAUACUAGGUCCAAUUCUGUCCUAAGAAUCCAUUAUCUUUCUGUGUAUUGGAAGGAGGUUCCAUUGACUUCCAUUGACAAGUGAGAGUUUUAUUCACAUCCUGUAGGCAGAGUUUGGAAACUGUAUGGCAACUUCUGUGGCUUAAAGGGUGAGUUCUAUGUGUAAUUGGGCCAGCUGUUUAUCAGACAACAGGUAUACAUGAAGUGUGUUACAAUAAACUUGUCAAACAAU
Molecule: messenger RNA, 6832 nt
Organism: Pipra filicauda (Wire-tailed manakin)
Lineage: Eukaryota; Metazoa; Chordata; Aves; Passeriformes; Pipridae
Gene: ATF3
Product: activating transcription factor 3
Exons: 3
Coding region: 4127-4672 (181 amino acids)
Biological process (GO): regulation of transcription by RNA polymerase II
Cellular component (GO): nucleus
Molecular function (GO): DNA-binding transcription factor activity, RNA polymerase II-specific; RNA polymerase II cis-regulatory region sequence-specific DNA binding
Source: RefSeq, a predicted model, not a curated record